Molecule: messenger RNA, 1653 nt
Organism: Recurvomyces mirabilis
Lineage: Eukaryota; Fungi; Ascomycota; Dothideomycetes; Mycosphaerellales; Teratosphaeriaceae
Exons: 6
Coding region: 1-1653 (550 amino acids)
Biological process (GO): transmembrane transport
Cellular component (GO): membrane
Molecular function (GO): transmembrane transporter activity
Source: RefSeq, a predicted model, not a curated record
AUGCCUUCCGACAUGAAGAGUCCCAUCUCGCUGACGGCCGAAGACAAGGAAAUGAACAUGGCUGCCGCACAUGUUCCCGAGCGAUGGCGAGGAACUGAAGAAGACAGACUCCAGAUGAAAGUGCUUGGCCGAGUGCAGGAGACGCGCCGCAUGUUCACCUUCGUCUCAAUGCUCGGCUUCGGCUCGACGCUCAUGGUCACUUGGGAAGCCAUCCUUGCCAACAUGCUCGCCAUCCUCACUAACGGCGGCACCGCUGGCUUGUUCUGGGGAUUCGUCAUUGUGGUGACUGGCUACAUCUUCGUCUAUCUCAGCUUGGCCGAGAUGGCUUCGAUGAGCUCAAUUGACUUUCUCGGCAACAGGCACCGACAUCUGGAGGCCAAUACCACUGUGAGACGAUCGACGACUUUGACGUUUGACGGGGUCUCGGAAUUCGCGCCUCCACGCGCACAAAGGUUCCUGUCUUACAUAGUCGGCUGGUUGUGCUUCACGGGUUGGCAGAGUGCAAUCACUGGCAUCGGCUUCCUUGCUGGGACGAUCAUUCAGGGUCUCAUCGUGCUUAACAAUCCGGACUACGACUUCCAGCGUUGGCAUGGAACACUUCUCACCAUCGCCGUGGUGGCUUUCUGCGUCUUGCUCAAUACCGUGGUCGCGAGGAAACUGCCACUGAUCGAAGGCGCUCUAGCCGUGCUUCAUUUCGCAGGCCUGUUCGUGGUCAUCAUCAUCCUCUGGACCUUGGCUCCCAAAAAUAACGCUCACGAUGCGUUCCUGGUGUUCUCGAAUAACGGAGGCUGGUCAUCAGAUGCGGCCUCCAUGCUGAUCGGGUUGUAUCCAUUGACGCUAUGCCUGCUGGGUUUCGAUAGUCAAGUCCAUAUGUCCGAGGAGAUCGAAUCUGCCUCUCGUGGUCUACCCCGUUCGAUCAUGUGGAGUACAUACGCCAAUGCUACUCUGGGCUUCAUCAUGGUCAUCACACUGAUCUUUACCUGGGGCGACAUGAGCGAGAUCAUUCAAACUCCGACAGGAUUUCCAUUCCUUGCAAUGUUUUACAACACUACCAACAGCCUAGCAGCUACCAACGUGCUCUCGCUCCUCAUCAUCUUGCCCUUGAUUGGCAGUGUGACAGCUUGCGUGGCGACCGCUUCCCGCCAGAUCUGGGCUUUCUCGCGCGAUAAUGGUGUGCCCUGGUCGAGCUUCAUUCGCCAUGUAUAUCCAAAGUGGAACAUCCCGCUCAACGCCGUCCUCAUCUCAUUGGUCGUCUGCGUGCUUCUGUCGCUCAUCAAUAUCGGUUCGACCGCAGCCCUCAAUGCCAUCCUCGCACUCGACCUUGCAAGUCUGCUCGCGUCAUACAGUAUCUGCAUCGGCUGUCUUGCACUGAAGCGCAUCAGAGGUGAAGAACUACCUCCUAGGCAAUGGACACUCGGUAGAUGGGGCCUCACCGUCAACAUCCUGGCCCUCCUGUGGCUUCUGCCAAUCUUUGUGCUCACGCUCUUCCCGUCCGUCACCCCGGUCACUCCCGCCACCAUGAACUGGGCCGUCCUGCUGUUCGUCUUCGUCGUUGUGUUCGCCAUCGGGUACUACAUGAUCAUAGGAAGGCAUGUAUACAUCUCACCCAAGGAGCGUCUACGCAGAGACAUCCAAAUGGAUGACACCAAGUGA